AAUGGAAAUGUACACAAUCAACAUUGAAAAAUAGAUUGAUUUCAAUUUACAAAAAAAUAGACAGCCUCUUGGUAGCGUCAUUAUCAAACAUAAUAACAGUUACCAUUGUAUUUUAUACUAUUUAUAUAAUUGCAAUUCACAAAUAUUGAAACAAAGAAGUGUCUUAACAUGGAACAUCCAUUACAUUUGAAGUUGGCUUCUAUGAGUCUUAUUUCUCAAUGCAAGUUGGAUAAUAUUCUAUCAGAAUGCGGUGAUAAGAAGGAUCUGAUUAUUGACCCCUCACUGAUCAAACCUUUAGAGCGAAUUUGUGGUGUCAGCUGGCUUAGACAACAUGGAAUUGACAAAAUUUAUAAAAUGGACCCACAACUCGGCUCAACAGCCAAUACAAGUCGUGUGUACUUUAUACCAGCAUGCAUAAACAAGUACAAAUGUGUCUUGGACCAGAUCUCCUCAUUACUAAGUCAAAACAGUGCUCUGGCAGAGUUGAAUUGUUUCCACAUAAUAAUAGUUCCAAAAGUCCUUGGUUGUCAUGAUUCUAUUCUAGAAAGCAGGGGGUUGUAUGGCAUCGUGAAGCUACAUCCCUUUGCUUGGGAACUCAUGGCAUUAGAUGAGCAACUGCUGAGUUUAGAACUACCAUUUCUUUACAAACAAUUAUUUGUCGAACAAAACCAUUCCUUGCUCUCAAGUAUUUCCAUGUCUCUGUGGAGUCUAUUCCACGUGAUUGGCAAACCAAAAGCAGUGUUCUCUUUAGGAAAGCUCUCUGCCAGUGUUCUUGAUAUGUUAGAGAUCUACAAUGAAACAUAUUCUAGAGAUUUUUUGAGUACUGAAUCAUCACAAGAAAUUGGAGCAGUUAUAGUAGUGGAUAGAAGUCAAGACUAUGCAUCUAGUUUGCUAACACCAGCUACCUAUAGUGGUUUGCUGAGUGAAAUAUUCAACAUCAACUGUGGUCAUUUAGAACUGAAUGUUAAAGAAACAAAAAUUAAAAAAGGCAAGCUCAACUUUGGAGGUGCAGAACAGAAUUCUGAAACCAAACAUACAAUCAUGAGUUUAGACAGUUCUAUAGAUAGUCUUUAUGGGGAGAUUAAACAUAGACAUUUUGCUGAAGUGUUCAGUGUUUUAAGUUCAAAAGCUAAACUCCUUAAGAAUGAAGAUAUUAAAGCACUAGGUAUACAGGAGAUAAAACAUUUUGUUGCCACCAAAUUGCAGCAAGUGGCGUUGUUUAAACAGAACUUAGUGAACCACGUGUUGGCUUGCGAGACCAUUAUAUCAGAAAUGAGCAACAAGUUUGAGAACUUGAAAGUAACUGAGACAGAGAUGUUGAAUAACAGAAACAAAAGAUCUAACUUCCAAUUUGUUGAUGAGAACUUUGGCACUGAGAUUCACAUUUACAAUAGUUUGCGCCUCAUGUGCCUGCUAAGCUUGACUCAAGGCCUAUCUUAUGAUGAGUACAAUUCACUAGUCAAUAAAUACUUACUGGCUUUUGGCUAUAAGUUCUUAUAUGUAUUCAAUAACUUAAUAAAUGCGGGAUUGUUGGUCCAGCCUUCGAGUCCUAAGUUAUCCUUGAACAUAUCAAACCUGGGCAAUUUGAGUGAUAGAUUGCCAAAAUGGCAAAAUGAGUUUCAGAGUACAGCUAGCAAGCUAAAACAGUUGCCGUCACAGCCAGAUAAGGUCGGGAAAUCGUCACCGAGUUAUGUUUUCAACGGCGGCUAUGUACCACUAAUGGCGGUAUUAUGUAACGCAUUGGUGACCUCAGAAUCUCUGAACGAAGUCCUCACGAAACUUUCAGUGUUGGACUUAAAAAUUGGCGGAAAAAUUCUGGAUAAAACGAAAGAUGGAAUUGCGACUUUGAAUGAGAAAUUAGAAAGUUUAAAACUGCAGAGUGGGGACUUGGAAUUUGGGUGCAAAGAUGCUAAAAGUUUGACGAAAAUACUUAAGAGCGAUCCGAAUUUCGGGAACACAUUUCCUUUAAAGCCAAAGAGUGUGUUGAUUUAUAUGAUUGGGGGAGUAACUUAUGCUGAAAUUGCUGCUUGCGAUGUGGUUCAGACUGCUACUGGGAGCAGGAUAUAUGUGGCAAGUGACUGUGUGGCUAGUGGCAGCGAACUUAUGAAUGCAAAUAUGUAGGUACUAGGUUCCUAUCUGAAAGGAUCCAUGUGUACAAAGACUAUUGAACAACAGUGCACUUGUUUUAUCUAGUGUAUGAAUCAUGUCGCGAACUUCACAUCCAGGGUCCACAGCACUAGUUCCGCGGCACGAAUUAUGUUGAGGGCUUCGACCAAUUGCUGUAUGAUGUUUAUCCACGUAGAUAGGAUUCGCUGCGUCAUGAUUUGUUUUUGUAAGAUAAAGUAACGCUACUUUAUGUACGUAUUUGUAAAUACUCAAAUGUAAUGUCUAUGUGCUUGUGUUGUUACUUGUACUUAGUUUUAAGAUUAAAAUUUUAAAACCUGACUAGAAAUAUAAAGACCUGGCCGAGGGGGCUGUUUUACUAUACAAAAAGAAAAUAGUUCUCGUUGUAAAAUGGCAAAGGUGUUUAUAUUUCCAGCAAAGCUUUAAAAUUACAAAAAAACUAUGUUAUUCAGGUUAAAUGUUUAUGGAGAACGAAUUUCAAAAUCAAACAAAUUUUCAAUAAAAUACUUUAUUUACA
Pectinophora gossypiella (pink bollworm) is the source of this 2641-nucleotide messenger RNA. RefSeq names its product vacuolar protein sorting-associated protein 33B (gene Vps33B). The record is from RefSeq and is a predicted model, not a curated record. The coding region runs from base 169 to 2121 and encodes 650 amino acids. Lineage: Eukaryota; Metazoa; Arthropoda; Insecta; Lepidoptera; Gelechiidae. Gene Ontology annotation, cellular component: CORVET complex; lysosome. The transcript is spliced from 2 exons. Gene Ontology annotation, biological process: intracellular protein transport; vesicle-mediated transport.